GGCGACCUACCCAAAGGAGCAGAGAGCUUCCCAUCUGAUCAUCCUGGAGAAUUAUGUCAUCAAGGAUUCCGACGCCGAGCUAACACGUUAAGUCAUUUUCCUGUCACAGCUCAGGAUUUUCCAGAGCCCGUACAGAAAACCCCAUCUGUUCCACAGAGGAAGCUCAUGCGACAUCACUCUGUGAGCACCGAGACUCCGCAUAAAAGAAAUUCCAGCACAGAACCGAGCGUGCCUGAGAGCAGUACAGCACAGUGUGAGCAAGCUGCUAACCCGUCUCCUCCUGCCACUGCAACCUCGUCCCCCCUAAUCCUCAGGAAGCUAAGGCACAGCUCAGGUGGAGAGCCCUCGGCAGUGGGCACACAGAAGAGCCUUUUCUACCGCUCUUCCUCUCUACGCAAGAAACUUCAGUCUUCCUCCUCUGUGCCAAAUUUCCUAAAGUUU
This is a messenger RNA of Staurois parvus, 441 nucleotides long. Lineage: Eukaryota; Metazoa; Chordata; Amphibia; Anura; Ranidae. The record is from the annotation of a GenBank genome assembly.